Molecule: messenger RNA, 681 nt
Organism: Fraxinus pennsylvanica
Lineage: Eukaryota; Viridiplantae; Streptophyta; Magnoliopsida; Lamiales; Oleaceae
Source: the annotation of a GenBank genome assembly
AUGACAAAAUCAGAACCAGAUGAAUCGCUAACGUUGGAACUCAUUCGCCAACACCUUCUUGAAGACUUCACUUCCACAGAGUCAUUUCUUCAAAGCCUUAAUCUUUGUUUAUUCGAUGAAUUCAACACUGAUCAAUUUUUCGGUCCCGGAAAAUUAGACUCCCCCACGUCCGGGUCGGACUCAAGCUCAUCCAUUUUGGAUUCAAAACUACCCGACUCAACCUUCCCCACCUUCUUUAAAAUCGAGCCUGAUUUCUUUGAAAUCGAAAUGAAGCCUCAAAUCAUCGAGAAUUCCUCGAUGGGUACUCAAGAUUCAGCUUCCAGCACUUGCACUCCUCCUCCUCCGGCGGAACAAGUUAAAACCAACCCGGAAGAAACAAGAUUUUUUCUCGGGCAGGGUAUUGAAGCUGGAAGGCAUUACAGAGGGGUCCGGCGAAGGCCAUGGGGGAAGUACUCGGCGGAGAUUCGGGACCCGACCAGGAAGGGGUCUCGGGUAUGGCUGGGGACUUAUGACACUGAUGUUGAUGCAGCUAGAGCUUAUGACUGUGCAGCCUUCAAGAUGAGAGGAUGCAAAGCGAUUUUGAAUUUUCCAUUGGAUGCCGGAAAAUCCGACCCGCCGGAAAACACUGGCCGGAAGAGGAGAAGAGUAAAGACAGCGGAAGAUUGCACAAGUCCUAUUUGA